Messenger RNA from Cladophialophora yegresii CBS 114405, 681 nucleotides. RefSeq lists its product as uncharacterized. The coding region runs from base 1 to 681 and encodes 226 amino acids. Gene Ontology annotation, biological process: regulation of DNA-templated transcription. The transcript is spliced from 4 exons. The record is from RefSeq and is a predicted model, not a curated record. Lineage: Eukaryota; Fungi; Ascomycota; Eurotiomycetes; Chaetothyriales; Herpotrichiellaceae. Gene Ontology annotation, molecular function: DNA-binding transcription factor activity.
AUGGACCCUGCUUCUUCAUCCUCCACAUUCUUCUUUGGAAAGAGAGUCCGGACUGAAGCUGCGAUUCACCCCUAUGUGUACCUCGACACUCACCAUGGUCGCUUUGAAGACGACGAGGAGCCCGCUCUCCGCGACUGCGAAUGGGAUCAGCUGCUCGCAACAUAUUCUCUCACUUUGGCAACAUCACCAUUUGCAGCCUCUACGCCGACGGGUUCUUGUCAGGACCAGAGUGAAAAUGAGAUCCUUCCAGCGGGAGCUUUCAGCGGGAUGCUGAAUGAAUCACAUUUCCUGGUGAUUGACCCUGAUGGCAGGGGUUGCGAAGUGGUACAAUCUAGGUGUGAAAGAAGACGUGCCCAGAACAGGAAGGCUCAGCGUGCAUAUCGUGCUCGUAAAGAGGCGCAAUUGGAGACGGCAUCGUCGACCUUGGCCGAGAAGCAGUCGCAGCUGAGGACUUUGCACCUUCACAACCAGGAACUCCUCGGAGUGAUCGACCAACUCAAGGCAGUCAUUGUACAGUUGGAGGCUGAGAACCAGCUGCUGAAGGAACGUCAGUGUGCAGAUGGCGGCCUGUCAGUUGAAGCGUCCGAGUGUAUGACGGAAAAUGCAAGUUUCGUGUCAGCCUUGGCGGAAACGACAGUCUUGUCGCAAAAGAACAGGCUAGAAGAUGGGAAACAACUCUAG